AUGAACCGAACCAAAAUCCGCGAGUUGCUCUCGAGUGAGCGUAUUAUCCAAUGCAUGAUUGAUGCAUACAGCUACGAGGGCGACGCUCUUGUUGUGCAGAUGACACCCGAAAAUGACUUUUCCAGGUGGGUUGCUUCCGAUGUCUUAGACACAAAACACAAGGGUACCUAUGAAUUGGUUCUCAUUGGCACCUGGAAAUAUGAAUGGCUCCGUCGAGACGAUGUUGUCGUUGAAAGUCCCCGGUCUGGUGGACCAAUCGAUGAUGAGUGGGUACGCGAUUGCUUCGGUGAGCUUUGGAGAGCGGGCUACGUAGUCUUGGCUUGGCGGCCAUGCUGCGACGAAGCAAUGCCCUAUAUGGAUCGACGGGGGAACACUUUGCCGAUUGAAGAACGCCCUCCCCUCAAGAACUCGGAAGAGUUGGAAGACACUGCGGACGACAGCACUGUAUCUGAGUUGCGAAAGCAGAUUUUGGAACUCAAGAGGACAGUCAAAGAGAAAGAGAUUCAACAGGUCCGACACAUGAUGUCAUCUAAGAAGAACAUGGCCCGAUAUUAUGACAUUGAGUUGAAUUAUGAAAACGAAAUAGAACGAUAUCGCGGCGCAGUCCAGGAAAACGAACUUCUGGUAGGGUUACUUGAUAAGAUGGCCCUCUCUUCUGAAAGAAAGAGGUCCAAGUACCUCGAGCUAAAGGCUGCUAUGCUACAACUGAAGCUUGACUUGGCCGACUCGUUGAAACACUUUGAUGUCAUGUUGAAGCACUACGAUGACGAGAAGGCUAAGAACAUCCAAUCUCCACGACUUAUACAGAUUGGUAAUGAUUUUAAAAGGGCGCGCGAUACGAUGGACAAGGAAUCGACAGCAUUAAGAAGGAUCAAGAAGGAAAUGGAGGCAGCAGAGCAGAACCUUAUGGAGGAGUUAGGUACAGCCGACUAG
Molecule: messenger RNA, 933 nt
Organism: Fusarium mangiferae
Lineage: Eukaryota; Fungi; Ascomycota; Sordariomycetes; Hypocreales; Nectriaceae
Exons: 2
Coding region: 1-933 (310 amino acids)
Source: RefSeq, a predicted model, not a curated record